Molecule: messenger RNA, 549 nt
Organism: Penicillium maclennaniae
Lineage: Eukaryota; Fungi; Ascomycota; Eurotiomycetes; Eurotiales; Aspergillaceae
Exons: 3
Coding region: 1-549 (182 amino acids)
Source: RefSeq, a predicted model, not a curated record
AUGAAGUUUAAUACUUUUGUCACCUUUUUCGCUCUGGCCUCUACCUCCCUGGCUGCGCCCGCGGGUGAAGCUCUGGAGAAGCGUAACCCGACAGGCUCUUUCAGUCUGAUCGCAUACGGAGCCGCUUCGUCGUAUAUUAAAAUAUUCUACUCUGACGGUCGGCCUCGCAUAUGCUGGCGACUCGUCCUGUGGACCUACGGAAGUGUCACCACAGAUGUCACAUUUACCAUCAGUAACACCGAGCUCACCACCGCCACCACUUCUGGUGUCACCUUGGACGCAGACACCCUUUUUUAUAUCCAGCCCACUGCUAAUGCGAUCACGGAGGUUGGAUUUACCGGUAAUGGAAUUAGUACCCCGGCUGCUGCGACAACCGAGAGUUUCCUCUUCUAUGGGACCUAUCUCAUGUGGGAAGAGGCUGGUGGAACCCUGAGCGACUCCUUCCGCCUCAAGGAAACCAACGUGUCGGGCGUGUAUCAGAUGUACUGGGAUCAGUCGAACCUCUACCCAUCGGGCUAUCUUACGCCCGUAGUGAAGUCAUUGUCGUGA